AUGGAGCUGCUCGACGCAAUCGAGGAGCUGGAGCAGCCGGCGAGCGCUGCAGCUCGCCAGCAAGAUUCUGACUUUGUAGAGCGACAAGUACUGUUCGUGCAGCAGAAGUUGCGGGCAUUAUGGCAGCGAAAGCGCGGUAUUGGUGCGGAGAUCCCCCGAAUCCCUUUCUACUGGGUCUUCUCGAAGCUAUUGCGGCUCAUCGAGGAGUAUCCAGAUGGUCUCACUGAGGCGGUGGUGGUCACGGAACUGGCCAAAUUACUAAAGCAGAGUGAGGCUGGAAACACAGAGCAAGAAGUGGGAGCUCCGAGGAAGAAGAGAAAGAUUCGAGACGACGAGGACAUGGGGGAUCUGUUGGCUGAAGGGGAACAGGAGGCUCUACAGGCCAAAGUCGCAGGCUACGGCAACCACCGACUGACUAUUGAAAUGGAGAACGCGAAGGAUAUUACGGCUCACAUGUAUUUGCACCAGAGAUUCCGGUCGUGCGUAGAUUUCCUGCAUAGUAAUAUGCAGUAUGAACCUAGUAGUAUAGCCACGUUCCCUUUCCAGUCAGCACGUGAGAUAGCAUUCACCAAUGCAAAAUUAUUGGAGAGGAAGGAAGUGGGCAUGGCAAACAAUGAUCGAGUCAAGUUUACACUAUUACCAACGUCAUUCCUAACUACACGACUGGAUGAAUCGAGACCGCUGGAUCGGAAGCUAUUAGCUGAUUCCAUUAGUCUGAACCAAGUGGAUCAGUUGGUUGGUGGAGCUCAAGACCCUGCUGCUAUUCAGCAGUUGAUGGUGAAGGCCAAGGUACUUGAUAUCGGCGCAAUUCGACCAUGCCAGACGCCGCUGUAUGUGCAUCGACAAGUUAUUCUACUGGGCGAAAUUGAUCAGAUUAAUUCACGGGUUCCUGUUGGGGCGACGCCGAACACCCAGAAACUAACACAAGGUCUGCACUUGAUGGUUCUAUGGGACGAUCAAGUGGCACUCAGUCGUCUGUUUCGAGUUGGCGACACGCUCUCGAUUUUCCAUCCAUUUGUGCACGUGUGCGACCAGCAUGACGCCGAGAUUGUUCACAUUUUGAACGAAUAUUCUUCUCAACAGCGACUCGUAUACUACUUCGAGUACGGCAGUGCUACGGUUUUAUUCUGCAAGCCAUGUCGAGUUGGUACUGUUAAAACAACGACCCCGGCACUUCAAGACCACACCGAGAUAGAGCGGCCAUUAUCUCGCUUGGAAGAGAUCAAAUCAGGCUGGAACAACUUCUCGUUGUAUGCUCAUGUGAGAAGCAUAAAAGUCUCACACGGCAUCCCGCUACUUGCAGCGUUCUUUUACGCGUAUUACGAUGCGAAGACAAACCAGCCAGGUGAUAUGACCACAAAAAUGCCUCCUCCAUUGGACCGCUCGAUUGUAUCCAAGUACUAUUUAGUCGUGAUGCUUCAAGUGUACAUAUCGUCCUCCAAGCGUUUACUGACGAUUGAAGUCACUGGUGGGAAUGCAUUGACUGCAUUACGUCUUCUCCCAGGACAGAGCGUCUUCUUAGAUGGACUUGUGGCGAUGGAUAUCCAGUCCAAACCAGUGAGACGGUUCCGUGAGCGUGCAUUUAUACCAUCGACUGCAUCAGCUCCAGCUGAAUUUGCCUUCCCGACGAAUGCGUACAACACUUGUUCGUCUUCCACUGUCGUGCUGUGUUCGGAUUGGGAAAGCAUUUUCGGAAAGCAGUCCCUAUUCAGUAAUAGUUCCAAGCUGACAGUGGUGAACACGACCUCGGGCCUCAUGAAUACUACGCUGGAUCGGUCAACAACUCUUCAUAGUGUCGCAAUGCACCCACUCGCGAUGGUCGAAAUGACUGUAGCAUCAGUCGGUUGGCUGAUUCCUGGCAGUGGAAGGUCAAGUUCAAUCGACAAAACUUGUGAGAAGGGACAAUCCGCUACGUGUGCGCAUAAAUCUUGCUAUCGACCAUUGGAAAUGAUGUCGAGAGAUCCAAGUGCACCCGGACUGCCUAAGUGGAAGUGCUCCUUUUGUCAGGAAGUUUUUUUCGGAUUGGAAGACACAGUACAGACCUACCGCGACUUGGCGGUGACAUUAGAGAACGGGCGAUCUCAGACGUCUCCAGUGCUGGUCUUGUGUCAAGGAGAUACAGUGGAGAGUCUACUGGGUCUCCCGUCUGACGACUAUGUGCAACUGCCUCUAGCGGAGAAGCGCACCACACUCGAACGAGUAGUAGGGAACACGUUCCGAAUCGUGGUAUCUCGAUGUGAACCUCGCCACGUCUCGACAUCAUCGACAUCUUCUAGUAUCGAGGCUAAUACGUCCAUUCAUCUGCGAAUGGACAUGGUACAGCCUGUAGAUACGUUCGCGGCAGCUCACCACCUUCUUGUAGCUCUUCACAAGAAAUUGUAG
This is a messenger RNA of Phytophthora nicotianae INRA-310, 2382 nucleotides long. RefSeq lists its product as hypothetical. The transcript is spliced from 3 exons. Lineage: Eukaryota; Oomycota; Peronosporomycetes; Peronosporales; Peronosporaceae. Bases 1 to 2382 code for a protein of 793 amino acids. The record is from RefSeq and is a predicted model, not a curated record.